This is a messenger RNA of Heterobilharzia americana, 2199 nucleotides long. The record is from the annotation of a GenBank genome assembly. Lineage: Eukaryota; Metazoa; Platyhelminthes; Trematoda; Strigeidida; Schistosomatidae.
AUGUCUUGGAAAUCUCUGAGCCGCUUAUUAUCGGGAUUGAAAGGAGCAUAUAAUGAUAUAAAUCCGGCGACAUUAACUGGGGCUAUCGAUGUGAUUGUUGUUGAACAACAAGAUGGCUCUUUCACCUGUGGUCCAUUCCAUGUAAGGUUCGGGAAGUUAACGGCUUUUUCUCCAGCGGACAAAACCGUGGAAGUGUAUGUUAAUGGUGAGUACGUUGACUUCUUACGGAUGUGCCUGGGAAGUGCGGGUGACGCAUACUUCGUUAAUUCUUCGGGACCCGUGGCGGAUGAAUUUCUGAUAUCAGAUACAGUUGAUUGUCGGGGAUUCACGCUUGAUGAUUCAUGGUCGGAGCUGUCGAUGCGUCGUCGACCACGAAAGGUCCGUCGUGACUCAGCUAUGAGUGAACCUGGGACAGAGUCCAAUGUAAUGAACGAGAAUGUUGAUGAAACAUGUGAGAUAAACGAUUAUGACAUUUCUUCCGAUUGCGAAUCCCCAAACAGUUCAGUGAUAGGUUCAAUAAGGGAUCGAAAUGCUAUCGGUAAUAAAUCCGUCUCCGAUAGCCAGCUUGACGAGAGUUCGAAAGUUGCUGUUCGCCAAUACAGCUGGGAUUGGGAUUCUAGGAGUCUGACAAAGUCUCAGUCUUCUAGUAACAAUUCAGAUGCUUCAAAUACUGUUGAAAAUGCUCACAGGGAUUAUGGCACGACUCAAGGAUCUAAACAUGGGAACCAAAUGUGUGGUAAGGAGUUGUACUUGGAAGACCUAGUUACAGCAGAAGUCGAUCAGAAUAUUAAAGAAGCCUACAUUUAUCCUCCAUCUCACGGAAGUGUAUCUCAUCAAAGUCAUAGCUAUGGGCCAAGCAAUGCUACCGAUAGUGGAUAUAUUGACCAUGGUUAUCGAUCAGAUAAUGAGCAUUCUCCAAGGAGUAUGUCACCUAUCAGUCCUCAGAUUGUUAGUUUUAAACUCUCACUUUGUGGUGGCUUGUCUCCAGAAAACGUCUGCUCUGAAGAGAAGUUUUUGGAGCACAUAGUCUCCUACGAGGAAUUUAUACAUAAUCCCAGCGCUAUCCUAUCUAACCCCAACCUGGUUGUAUAUUUCAAUGGACGUUAUUGCAACUGGCAGGUUGCUGCUCCUUCUAUUGUCAGUGUGCUUGCAUUUCAAACACACCUACCUUAUCUAACACUACAACGAUUAGAAAGCCAGUAUUUGCCUAAGAAACAGCCUAGGCGUACGUCGUGGUUCUGCUGGGGUGCAAGUCAUCUACAAACUGCAGCUACAGAGCCAGAACCUAUUCUACAACCUAAAAAGGAGAAGGAUAAACCAUAUAGUUCCAACUACAGCUGUUCAGAACCCAUACAGGAAAGUAGCAAUCAACCAAUGACCGGAGUUAACAGGCUUUCUUCUAAUGAAGUGGCAAGAUUGAAACUCAAACCUGGUCGGAACGACAUAGAGUUUCGCGCUGAACUACAGGACAUCUUUUCAACAGAAAGUUGUUUUGAGCAAGCAGCAGCACAUCUACCUCAACUAGUUAAUUCUCUGGACCCGAAUGUGCUACUUUACUUCUAUGCUAGGUACAAGCAGGCUACUGCUGGUCCAUGCAAUGUACCGAAGCCGGGAAUCUUUGAUAUAAAUGGUCGUAAAAAGUGGUCGGCAUGGCAUGAUCUAGGUAACAUGUCUGCUGAGGAAGCGCAAAAACAAUAUGUUGAUAAGCUACAAGAAGUAGAUCCUACUUGGAAACCAUCGGAUAAAAAACAAAGAUCUGUCUAUGUUAGUCGAAUGGUUAAUUUAGAUCCCAACUCAGAUGAUCCACCAAUAACAUCUAGCAGUGAUCAGUCAAUCUUUAAUAUUAUCAAACAACGUGAUGUUGAAGCUUUAAAAUGUCUUUUAUCAUCUAAAUGUUAUAUGGUUCAUGAAACAGAUAAAGAUGGAAUGACUCCUCUUCAUUGGGCAGCUGAUCGAGGAUUCUGUGAUGUAGUUUCCACAUUAAUCGCGUAUAAUGCCAGUGUAAAUGUCAAGGAUUCAGAAGGACAAACUCCUCUUCAUUAUGCUUGUUCUUGUGGUCAUGAUGAAGUUGUUAGAAUUCUACUGAAAUUUGGGGCUGAUAUCUAUGCUAAGGAUAAUGAAGGGAAUUGCGCUUGCGAUAUGUAUGAAGGUGAUUUUCAUACAUUAUUCCUUGAUCAUCUACACUUGUCAAAGUCUUAA